Messenger RNA from Rattus rattus (black rat), 3393 nucleotides. RefSeq names its product transmembrane channel like 3 (gene Tmc3). Gene Ontology annotation, molecular function: mechanosensitive monoatomic ion channel activity. The transcript is spliced from 23 exons. The record is from RefSeq and is a predicted model, not a curated record. The coding region runs from base 1 to 3393 and encodes 1130 amino acids. Gene Ontology annotation, cellular component: plasma membrane. Lineage: Eukaryota; Metazoa; Chordata; Mammalia; Rodentia; Muridae.
AUGAAAACCUCAAAGGCAUCCCAGCGCUACAGAAGCAUCCGGAGAAAUGCCAGCCAGUGCUACCUCUACCAGGACUCCCUGCUGCUUGGUAACUUCGACGACAGCUUUAAUGCUGACGAAGCAGGAGACAGCAGUGAUCCAGAACAAAUCUUCCAGAAUAUACAGUUUCAGAAAGAUCUCAUGGCAAAUAUCCGCUGCAGACCCUGGACCAUGGGGCAGAAGCUUCGGGCACUGAGACGAGCAAAGGAGAUCGUAUUGAAGUUUGAAGGCAGGCUGACCAGGACUCGAGGCUACCAAGCAGCGGGAGCAGAGCUCUGGCGGAAAUUCGCCCGUCUGGCCUGCAACUUUGUGGUCAUCUUCAUCCCCUGGGAAAUGAGGAUAAAGAAAAUCGAGAGUCACUUCGGAUCUGGCGUGGCCUCCUACUUCAUCUUCCUGAGGUGGUUAUUCGGUGUUAACAUAGUGCUCACGGUGAUGACAGGUGCCUUUGUUGUCCUUCCUGAGCUAAUCGCAGGCCAGCCCUUUGGAAGCACAGCCAGCAAGACCAUCCCCCAGGAGCAGGUCAUGUCUGCACAGGAUCUGGACACUGUCUGGUCCCUGGGGGGCUACCUUCAAUACUCUGUUCUGUUCUACGGAUACUACGGAAGAGAGAGGCGGAUCGGGAGAGCCGGCUACCGCCUGCCCUUGGCGUAUUUCCUGGUGGGGAUGGCAGUGUUCGCUUACAGCUUCAUCAUUCUCUUAAAGAAAAUGGCUAAGAACUCCCGCACCAGCCUGGCCAGUGCUUCCAAUGAAAACUACACCUUCUGCUGGCGGGUGUUUUGUGCCUGGGAUUACCUCAUUGGGAACCCAGAGGCUGCAGAAAGCAAAACAGCUGCCAUCCUGAACAGCAUUAGGGAGGCCAUACUGGAAGAGCAAGAAAAGAAAAAAAACAAAAACAUGGCGGUGACCGUCUGCCUGAGAAUCAUUGCCAACAUCCUGGUGCUCCUCUCGCUGGCUGGGAGCAUCUAUCUCAUCUACUUUGUGGUGGACCGGUCCCAGAAGCUGGAGCAGUCGAAGAAGGAGCUGACACUUUGGGAAAAGAAUGAGGUAGGCGUGGUGGUCUCCCUUGUCACCAUGCUAGCACCGUCUGCCUUUGACCUCAUCGCUGCCUUGGAGAUGUACCAUCCACGGACGACACUGCGCUUCCAGUUAGCAAGGGUCCUGGUACUGUAUCUAGGAAAUCUCUACAGCUUGAUCAUUGCUCUUCUGGACAAAGUGAACAGCAUGAACAUUGAGGAAGCUGCUGCUAAAAACAGCACAAGCCACUGGGCAGAUGCUCCCACCUUCUAUGCCACCAGGACAGUGCCUGAAGAAGGGCAGUGGCCCACACCUGUGUCAGGGGUGGAGCUCAGGAGAAACACGAGCAUGUGGGACUUGGAAGAGACAAGCUUUCUGACUUCUAUCACACCACACACAGUAGCCAACAAGACAGUGUCCUACAUGCAGGGCCCACAAGGCCAGUGCUGGGAGACAUACGUUGGCCAGGAGAUGCUGAAGCUGUCUGUCAUUGACAUGCUCUUCACUGUGGCCAGCAUCCUCCUCAUAGACUUCUUCCGAGGACUUUUUGUUCGCUACCUAAGUGACUAUUGGUGUUGGGACCUUGAAAGCAAGUUUCCUGAAUAUGGAGAAUUCAAGAUUGCUGAGAAUGUGCUGCACCUUGUCUACAAUCAAGGCAUGAUUUGGAUGGGGGCCUUCUUCUCGCCGUGUCUGCCAGCAUUCAAUGUUCUCAAGCUCAUUGGGCUGAUGUACCUGAGGAGCUGGGCAGUGCUGACCUGCAAUGUACCCCACCAGCAAGUGUUUCGAGCUUCCAGAUCCAACAACUUCUACCUGGCAAUGCUCCUGUUCAUGCUGUUCCUCUGCAUGCUGCCAACUGUCUUUGCGAUUGUCCACUACAAGCCGUCCCUGAACUGCGGCCCCUUCAGCGGACAAGAGAAAAUUUAUGACAUCGUGUCAGAGACGAUAGAGAAUGACUUCCCCACGUGGUUUCACGUCGUUGUUGGACACAUCAGCAGCCCCGUGGUGAUACUUCCAGCUGUGCUGCUUCUGUUCAUGCUCAUCUACUACCUUCAGAGCAUCGCGAGAUCACUCAAGCUCAGCAGCCAGCAACUCAGGAUGCAGAUCCAAAACGCGAGAUCAGAAGAUAAGAAAAAAGUUGCCCAAAUGGUAGAGGCCCUAGCCAUCCCUAGUGAUGCCAGGCAGGCAGGCUCAGCCACUGAAGCAGAUCCAAGUGAAAAUUCAAAGCCAAAGGCUCUCCAAGCUCGAAUCCAGACUCAUGAAGAAAGCAGCAAGAAGCUUCUAAAGGACAGUGACCUUAUCAGCCAGCUGUCCUCUGCGUACCUGGCAACAUCCCAUAACAAUGGCAACAUGCUCAACUUUGACUCUCUGAGUAGCAAGAGCCUCAGGAUGGAGACAAUUACAAGGUCCCUGCCCCAGAGUCCUGGACAAGGGUCCAGGGGUCCCUGCUCUCCUCUUCCUGAUGGAUCUAGAUCAAGGCCAGAGCAGGACACCAAUAGGAAUCCACACGGGCCGUGUUCCAGCACAGGCAACCUCCACAAGAACAGAUCCUGCUCGUCUGUGACACAAACACAGCCACUCAAAGAUGCUCGCUCAGAGCCCCUUUCCAGAAAAACCUUUCAUCCAAUCCGUCCUCCUUUCUGUGGAUCUGAAGUCUCUGCCUUGAUGACACAUGGCCACGGUCUCCGUGCUCCCAGAUACUAUGUCGUCAAUGAGCAUGACUCUCACAAAAAGACCCACCCAGCUUUCUGGCCAGAAAGACAUUUCAAGAUAGAUGCUUUAGGUGACAUUGUAGAGUUGUACCCCAGGAAUGUAGGGCAGUACAUGUCCUGGGUUCCCCACCAGCCUUCCUCUCCACAGCUGAGUGAAGAAGAGGAGGAGAUGCUGAGAAGAGAUUUGAUCCAGUGGUCAAUCCCUGCUGGCUCCCUGACAGACCUCCCUCGGUCUUCUUGUUUUUACACUGGUGACAGAUCAGAAAAUAACACCAGAGACCCUAAGUACCAGCGAAGGGUGUACUACAGAUCUGGGGAAAAUAGUUUUGAAGACCAGCUUGAGAGGCCAAUAUUUGUACACAAAAAGCCACGACCCAGGAAUGUCCAAUACCCACAGCAUCCCCUGAAGGCCAGAGUCAAAGCCAAGUUCGAACCAUCGUUCACAGAAUCUGAUUCUGUGUCAGCAGCCUCCAGCAGUGACCAGCAAAACAGCAACAAUGACCAAUACAGGCAUGUCAUGUCCAGCCAGGCAAGAUUCCCCAGGUCUGCCAGCCAGCUGGGCAGGAGGAAGGCCAAGUACAGGCAGGUACUGCCCACAGAUCUAAAUGACCUAAUUUGUUCAAAUGUCUAG